Cynara cardunculus var. scolymus (artichoke) is the source of this 2300-nucleotide messenger RNA. Its product is annotated as OTU domain-containing protein 5-like. Gene Ontology annotation, molecular function: cysteine-type deubiquitinase activity; K63-linked deubiquitinase activity; protein binding. The record is from RefSeq and is a predicted model, not a curated record. The transcript has 10 exons. The coding region runs from base 540 to 2009 and encodes 489 amino acids. NCBI's taxonomy places the organism in Eukaryota, Viridiplantae, Streptophyta, Magnoliopsida, Asterales, Asteraceae. Gene Ontology annotation, biological process: protein deubiquitination.
UGAAUCUGAGCCUCCCAUUUUGUUCAUCCUCUCUCCAUUGACGCUGCUGCCGAAUAGAAAUCAUACGUAUACGUAUAUCAGCUGUAUGUAUUAAUACCGUCCUUCGUCGCCAAGUUAUCGCUUUAUUAAUUUUCUACUCCACAAAACCCCAACAACCUUUCCCAAUUCUUCUUGCUUUUCAAACCCAUCCAUCCACACUCUUCAGAUCACUCCAAUUCUUCACUCCGAUUCUGGGUCAACUCUUACCUAAAGGUUAUUGUUGGGGUUCCUAGAGGUGAAUUGAUCGGAGAGAUUAUUUCAGCUGGAGAACGAAGGAGAAAUUGGCUGGACCAUUCAAAGAAAUUCUUUUAGCAGUGGGAUUGGAGUCACCGUGCCCAAGGCUAGGACGCGUUACAAAUCGAAAGCUAGGGUUUGAUGAUAAUGAUAUAAUCAUCAAUCUUGAUUCAAGAAGAAGGAACUUUGUAUUUGUUUGUUUAGGAGAAACCAAAAUUCAGAACAAAUAAGGGGUUGUUGCUAGAAUUUGAGAAAACAAAAGAAGGAUGACUCGUGUUUUUGUUCAGAGAAGUUCUGCUGCUGGUUCUUCUUCAUCAACCAACAAUACAAACAGGUCGAGUUUGGGUCCACCUCAGCCUCAGGUUGUGGAAGCUGAGCAAGAACCUCAAGAACAAGUUCUGUGUGAGGAUCUUCCACUAGAAAAUGUCGAAACUGGUAAAGAUGAGGAUCUUGAUGUACCCAUUAGUGAUAAAAAUGAAGAUGAGACUGUGGUUGGCUCAGAGGGGGAUGUUUUGAGAAGAGUCAGUGCUUUGAGGGUAAUUGAUGAGGGGGAGGAAGAGAAUGAUGCUAUAAAGAAUGAUGAUUAUGCUUUGCAGGUGAUUCGCGGCAGUUCCUAUCCACCGCCACCACCAGCCCCACCCCCCAAACCUUCUUCAAAUUUCAACUCCAAAAAAUCUGUGCCUUUACGGAUUGGAUCAUCUAGAAGAGCAAAUGUUUGGCCGGUUGUAUCUACUAGGACAUCGCCAACAGGUUCUCGGCCUUCUUCGCCAAGGUCCCAUGGUGAAAAUGAGGGAUAUAAUAGUGCUGAUGAACAGAGCCCUCGCUAUGGAUCCUCUUAUGAUAAUACUGAAAGGGAGCGACAGUUUGAAAUUGAUAUUAGACGUGUACAAGGUUUCGAAGUCAAAAAAAUGUUGGAAGAUGGGAACUGCCUGUUCCGUGCUGUUGCAGAUCAAGUGUAUGGUGACUCAGAAGCAUAUGAUUUGGUUAGGCAAAUGUGCAUAGAUUACAUGGAACGAGAAAGGGAUCAUUUCUCUCAGUUUAUAACCGAAGGUUUCACUUGUUAUUGCAAGAGAAAGAGAAGAGAUAAAGUAUAUGGUAACAAUGUGGAGAUUCAAGCUUUAUCUGAAAUGUACAAUCGGCCUAUUCAUAUCUAUUCCUAUAGCAGUGAGCCUAUAAACAUUUUCCAUGGAAGCUAUAAUACCGACACACCUCCAAUACAAUUAAGUUACCAUCAUGGAAACCACUACAACUCUCUUGUUGAUCCACGCCGACUCACGAUAGGUGCUGGACUUGGUUUUAGCUCUCUGCAGGGGAGAAAUGUUGAUAAAGACCAAGUCAAGGCAGCAAUCAAAGCUCAACAAGACCAACAGAUCGAUAAUGCUCUCCUAGCAGAGGCACGAUUUUACUCGGAUGUAGAGCUUACCGAGAAAGAAAUAGAGUGCAUGGUAAUGGAGGCCUCGAGAGCCGAAUACAUUGCUAACGACAGGUUUAAGCAACAGCUUGGUCCAAGAGAAUCUUCAUCAUCUGAUGCUGAACCAUCAUCUUCUGGGGCCAGGGCAGAGAUGAGGAAAGAACAAGGAGUGGCAGAUAAAAGCAUGCAGAUGGUGUUGUCUAUGGGAUUCAGCUACAUGCAAGCGAUUGAGGCUUACAGUAUAUUUGGAGAUGAUGUUGAUUCGAUGGUUUGUUAUCUUUUGGAAACGAGUAGCAGGCGAAAAGGCAAGGCGACUACCGAGUGAGCAAAGAAAUAAGACUGGUGGAAGUCAUGUUUUUUGUAUAAAAAAAAGGUGCCAUCUGAGUGGGGUGGUGAUGCUUUCUUUCUUUAUCUUGCUUUUACUGAAUCUGAAUCUGGAUACGAGAUGAGUCAUGAGUCUUUUAUAAAGUGAAAGUGGAUCUUCCUCUUUAUUGAAUCUGAUAUGAUCUUUCUUUUUGGCAUGUGUAAUAUGCUUUUAUUCAAUCUGGCUACUCAUACAUCAAUCAUAACAUCAUUUUUAUUCUAUUGUUUUCGAUUUGGAUCGGAAAUUAUCAGC